Messenger RNA from Closterium sp. NIES-65, 5394 nucleotides. The record is from the annotation of a GenBank genome assembly. NCBI's taxonomy places the organism in Eukaryota, Viridiplantae, Streptophyta, Zygnematophyceae, Desmidiales, Closteriaceae.
AUGCUCUCAUUCCCUCUCGCCCACUCUCAUACGCUCUCAUUCCCUCUCGCCCACUCUCAUACGCUCCCAUUCCCUCUCACCCACUCUCAUACGCUCUCAUUCCCUCUCACCCACACUCAUACGCUCUCAUUCCCUCUCACCCACUCACAAACGCUCUUAUUGCCUCUAACCCACUCUCAUACGCUUUCAUUCCCUCUCACCCACUCUCUUACGCUCUCAUUCCCUCUCACCCACUCUCAUACACUCUCAUUCCCUCUAUCCCACUCUCAUACGCUCUCAUUCCCUCUCACCCACUCUCAUAUUCUCUCAUUCCCUCUCGCCCACUCUCAUACGCUCUCAUUCCCUCUCGCCCACUCUCAUACGCUCUCAUUCCCUCUCACCCACUCUGAUACGCUCUCAUUCCCUCUCACCCACUCUCAUACGCUCUCAUUCCCUCUCACCCACACUCAAACGCUCUCAUUCCCUCUCACCCACUCUCAUACGCUCUCAUUCCCUCUCAUCCACUCUCUUACGCUCUCAUUCCCUCUCACUUACACUCAUACGCUCUCAUUCCCUCUCACCCACUCUCAUACGCUCUCAUUCCCUCUCACCCACUCUCAUACGCUCUCAUUCCCUCUCACCCACUCUCAUACGCUCUCAUUCCCUCUCACCCACUCUCAUACGCUCUCAUUCCCUCUCACCCACUUUCAUACGCUCUCAUUCCUCUCACCCACUCUCAUACGCUCUCAUUCCCUCUCACCCACUCCCAUACGCUCUCAUUCCCUCUCACCCACUCUCAUACGCUCUCAUUCCCUCUCACCCACUCUCAUACGCUCUCACUUCCUCUCACCCACUCUCAUACCCUCUCAUUCCCUCUCACCCACUCUCAUACACUCUCAUUCCCUCUCACCCACUCUCAUACGCUCUCAUUCCCUCUCACCCACUCUCAUACGCUCUCAAUCCCUCUCACCCACUCUCAUACGCUCUCAUUCCCUCUCAACCACACUCAUACACUCUCAUUCCCUCUCACCCACUCUCAUACGCUCUAAUUCCCUCUCAUCCACUCUCUUACGCUCUCAUUCCCUCUCACCCACUCUCAUACGCUCUCAUUCCCUCCCACGCACUCUCAUACGCUCUCAUUCCCUCUCACCCACUCUCAUACGCUCUCAUUCCCUCACACCCACUCUCAUACGCUCUCAUUCCCUCUCACCCACUCUCAUACGCUCUCAUUCCCUCUCACCCACUCUCUUACACUCUCAUUCCCUCUCACCCACUCUCAUACGCUCUCAUUCCCACUCGCCCACUCUCAUACGCUCUCAUUCCCUCUCACCCACUCUCAUACGCUCUCAUUCCCUCCCACCCACACUCAUACGCUCUCAUUCCCUCUCACCCACUCUCAUACGCUCUCAUUCCCUCUCACCCACUCUCAUACGCUCUCAUUCCCUCUUGUCCACUCUCAUACGCUCUCAUUCCCUCUCACCCACUCUCAUACGCUCUCAUUCCCUCUCACCCACUCUCAUACGCUCUAAUUCCCUCUCACCCACUCUCAUACGCUCUCAUUCCCUCUCACCCACACUCAUACACUCUCAUUCCCUCUCACCCACUCUCAUACCCUCUCAUUCCCUCUCACCCACUCUCUUACGCUCUCAUUCCCUCUCACCCACUCUCAUACGCUCUCAUUCCCUCUCACCCACUCUCAUACGCUCUCAUUCCCUCUCACCCACUCUCAUACGCUCUCAUUCCCUCUCACCCACUCCCAUACGCUCUCAUUCCCUCUCACCCACUCUCAUACGCUCUCAUUCCCUCUCACCCACUCUCAUACGCUCUCACUUCCUCUCACCCACUCUCAUGCCCUCUCAUUCCCUCUCACCCACUCUCAUACACUCUCAUUCCCUCUCACCCACUCUCAUACGCUCUCAUUCCCUCUCACCCACUCUCAUACGCUCUCAAUCCCUCUCACCCACUCUCAUACGCUCUCAUUCCCUCUCAACCACACUCAUACACUCUCAUUCCCUCUCACCCACUCUCAUACGCUCUAAUUCCCUCUCAUCCACUCUCUUACGCUCUCAUUCCCUCUCACCCACUCUCAUACGCUCUCAUUCCCUCCCACGCACUCUCAUACGCUCUCAUUCCCUCUCACCCACUCUCAUACGCUCUCAUUCCCUCACACCCACUCUCAUACGCUCUCAUUCCCUCUCACCCACUCUCAUACGCUCUCAUUCCCUCUCACCCACUCUCUUACGCUCUCAUUCCCUCUCACCCACUCUCAUACGCUCUCAUUCCCUCUCGCCCACUCUCAUACGCUCUCAUUCCCUCUCACCCACUCUCAUACGCUCUCAUUCCCUCCCACCCACACUCAUACGCUCUCAUUCCCUCUCACCCACUCUCAUACGCUCUCAUUCCCUCUCACCCACUCUCAUACGCUCUCAUUCCCUCUUACGCUCUCAUUCCCUCUCACCCACUCUCAUACGCUCUCAUUCCCUCUCACCCACUCUCAUACGCUCUCAUUCCCUCUCACCCACUCUCAUACGCUCUCAUUCCCUCUCACCCACUCCCAUACGCUCUCAUUCCCUCUCACCCACUCUCAUACGCUCUCAUUCCCUCUCACGCACUCUCAUACGCUCUCACUUCCUCUCACCCACUCUCAUGCCCUCUCAUUCCCUCUCACCCACUCUCAUACGCUCUCAUUCCCUCUCACCCACUCUCAUACGCUCUUAUUCCCUCUUGCCCACUCUCAUACGCUCUCAUUCCCUCUCACCCACUCUCAUACGCUCUCAUUCCCUCUCACCCACUCUCAUACGCUCUCAUUCCCUUUCACCCACUCUCAUACGCUCUCAUUCCCUCUCACCCAAUCUCAUAUGCUCUCAUUCCAUCUCACCCACUCUUCUACGCUCUCAUUCCCUCUCACCCACUCUCAUACGCUCUCAUUCCCUCUCACCCACUCUCAUACGCUCUCAAUCCCUCUCACACACUCUCAUACGCUCUCAUUCCCUCUCACCCACACUCAUACACACUCAUUCCCUCUCACCCACUCUCAUACCCUCUCAUUCCCUCUCAUCCACUCUCUUACGCUCUCAUUCCCCUCUCACCCACUCUCAUACGCCCUCAUUCCCUCCCACCCACACUCAUACGCUCUCAUUCCCUCUCACCCACUCUCAUACCCUCUCAUUCCCACUCACCCACUUUCUUACGCUCUCAUUCCCUCUCACCCACUCCCAUACCCUCUCAUUCCCUCCUCACCCACUCUCUUACGCUCUCAUUCCCUCUCACCCACUCUCAUACACUCUCAUUCCCUCAAACCCACUCUCAUACGCUCUCAUUCCCUCUCACCCACUCUCAUACGCUCUCAUUCCCUCUCGCCCACUCUUAUACGCUCUCAUUCCCUCUUACCCACUCUCAUACGCUCUCAAUUCCUCUCACCCACUCUCAUACCCUCUCAUUCCCUCUCACCCACGCUCAUACGCUCUCAUUCCCUCUCACCCACUCUCAUACGCUCUUAUUCCCUCUCACCCACUCUCAUACGCUCUCAUUCCCUCUCACCCACUCUCAUACGCUCUCAUUCCCUCUCACCCACUCUCAUACGCUCUCAUUCCCUCUCACCCCUCUCAUACGCUCUCAUUCCAUCUCACCCACUCUUCUACGCUCUCAUUCCCUCUCACCCACUCUCAUACGCUCUCAUUCCCUCUCACCCACUCUCAUACGCUCUCAUUCCCUCUCACACACUCUCAUACGCUCUCAUUCCCUCUCACCCACACUCAUACACACUCAUUCCCUCUCACCCACUCUCAUACCCUCUCAUUCCCUCUCAUCCACUCUCUUACGCUCUCAUUCCCUCUCACCCACUCUCAUACGCUCUCAUUCCCUCCCACCCACACUCAUACGCUUUCAUUCCCUCUCACCCACUCUCAUACCCUCUCAUUCCCACUCACCCACUUUCUUACGCUCUCAUUCCCUCUCAUUCCCUCUCAUACCCUGUCAUUCCCUCUCACCCACUCUCUUACGCUCUCAUUCCCUCUCACCCACUCUCAUACACUCUCAAUCCCUCUCACCCACUCUCAUACGCUCUCAUUCCCUCUCAACCACUCUCAUACACUCUCAUUCCCUCUCACCUACUCUCAUACCCUCUCAUUCCCUCUCAUCCACUCUCUUACGCUCUCAUUCCCUCUCACCCACUCUCAUACGCUCUCAUUCCCUCCCACCCACUCUCAUACGCUCUCAUUCCCUCUCACCCACUCUCAUACGCUGUCAUUCCCUCUCACCCCACUCUCUUACGCUCUCAUUCCUUCUCACCCACUCUCAUACACUCUCAUUCCCUCUAACCCACUCUCAUACACUCUCAUUCCCUCUCACCCACUCUCAUACGCUCUCAUUCCCUCUCGCCCACUCUCAUACGCUCUCAUUCCCUCUCACCCACUCUCAUACGCUCUCAUUCCCUCCCACCCACACUCAUACGCUCUCAUUCCCUCUCACCCACUCUCAUACGCUCUCAUUCCCUCUCACCCACUCUCAUACACUCUCAUUCCCUCUUGCCCACUCUCAUACGCUCUCAUUCCCUCUCACCCACUCUCAUACGCUCUCAUUCCCUCUCACCCACUCUCAUACGCUCUAAUUCCCUCUCACCCACUCUCAAACGCUCUCAUUCCCUCUCACCCACACUCAUACGCUCUCAUUCCCUCUCACCCACUCUCAUACGCUCUAAUUCCCUCUCACCCACUCUCAUACGCUCUCAUUCCCUCUCGCCCACUCUCAUACGCUCUCAUUCCCUCUCACCCACUCUCAUACGCUCUCAUUCCCUCCCACCCACACUCAUACGCUCUCAUUCCCUCUCACCCACUCUCAUACGCUCUCAUUCCCUCUCACCCACUCUCAUACGCUCUCAUUCCCUCUUGCCCACUCUCAUACGCUCUCAUUCCCUCUCACCCACUCUCAUACGCUCUCAUUCCCUCUCACCCACUCUCAUACGCUCUAAUUCCCUCUCACCCACUCUCAAACGCUCUCAUUCCCUCUCACCCACACUCAUACACUCUCAUUCCCUCUCACCCACUCUCAUACCCUCUCAUUCCCUCUCACCCACUCUCUUACGCUCUCAUUCCCUCUCACCCACUCUCAUACGCUCUCAUUCCCUCUCACCCACUCUCAUACGCUCUCAUUCCCUCUCACCCACACUCAUACGCUCUCAUUCCCUCUCACCCACUCUCAUACGCUCUCAUUCCCUCCCACCCACACUCAUACGCUCUCAUUCCCUCUCACCCACUCUCAUACGCUCUCAUUCCCUCUCACCCACUCUCAUACACUCUCAUUCCCUCUAACCCACUCUCACACGCUCUCAUUCCCUCUCACCCACUCUCAUGUUAUAGACUAAGGAUCGAGUCUGUGAAGAUUAGGAGCCUAAAUUUCUCAAAAUCGUUGGCUUGA